This is a messenger RNA of Haliotis rufescens (red abalone), 401 nucleotides long. RefSeq lists its product as uncharacterized. Bases 15 to 362 code for a protein of 115 amino acids. The record is from RefSeq and is a predicted model, not a curated record. The transcript is spliced from 4 exons. NCBI's taxonomy places the organism in Eukaryota, Metazoa, Mollusca, Gastropoda, Lepetellida, Haliotidae.
CCACACCAGACAACAUGAUCGCCGCCCUCGUCCUCGCUGUCGUCGUCGCAGUUGCUCAAGGCUGCCCAGACAGAUAUUCAAGUGUUGGAACAAUGUGCGUGCACCCGCAUCGCAUACAGUCGACAUAUGCUGAAGCUUACAGCCUCUGCCGUUUAAUGAGGAGCCAGGUGGCUGCCCCUACCACAGACGCCGAUAAGCUCGCUCUGUCCACAUUCCUCCAAACAUUGAACCUUAAUGACAGCUUCUACGUCAAAGGUUCAGCCGGCCUAGGUCUUUGCAGUAUCUUCGUCAAAGGAGAAGGGUAUGAACAACAGUCAACCAAGUGUGAGAACGCCAAUUACUUUGUUUGCCAGAAAAGUUGAACUUUCAAAUAAAGAAUAAACAAAUAAUAAUAUACUCUU